This is a messenger RNA of Hyaloscypha bicolor E, 1994 nucleotides long. RefSeq lists its product as uncharacterized. NCBI's taxonomy places the organism in Eukaryota, Fungi, Ascomycota, Leotiomycetes, Helotiales, Hyaloscyphaceae. The transcript has 2 exons. The record is from RefSeq and is a predicted model, not a curated record. Bases 126 to 1775 code for a protein of 549 amino acids.
CUGGGACCGGAGUUAAUCUCAGGAGUAGCAGCAAGAAUUGGCUUGCCCUAGUUCUUGAUUUUCCGAGAUCGUGAGGUGUGGACUGGCAUUCCACUUCGCACCAUCAUUGCUUUUUGGACUGGAAUAUGCACUCACAUUAUAUUCCUUCCAAUAGCUUCGUUCUUCGUUCUUCUUUCGCUCACCCCUCAGUCUCAAGGACAACUUCUUUUCUAGAUAUCUCCAUGUCAUCCACCCAUUCCUCAAAAGCUAUGAACAACCGUCACAUCAACCUCAAUCAAAUCGACUUAGAUCUACACCGCCUCACCAAUAUCCAACUGGACACCAUUCGUCAGAGUUAUCCAGACAACGUUGCCGUGGGCGCUGAGUGGACCAGAAGACAGCCAGUUCGCCCUCUUUAUAUCACCCCAAAAUCCACCGAGAACCAUCUCAUUACUCUCAACGGAAUCGACCUCGAUCUCCCCCACCUCACCGAUAUCCAAUUCGACACCGUUCGGCGUGGCUGCCCUAACCAUCCUGCUGUGAACGCCGAGUGGGAGCGUCGGCACCCCAGCCCUCCUGCUCCCGCGUAUUACACCGCAGAGAACGAGAUAUCCGUACAUCGAAUCACUGCAAUCGAAACGUAUGCGUCAAGCUCUAGAAGCACUGAUGCCUUUACAGACGAAAUGGACUGGGAGCCCACGCAGUGGAAGCAGACAACACCUUCUGUGAGCCUCACCGCAGUCUCCCAUAUAUGUCGCUGCCCUCCAUGCAACAUUCUCGAGUCCCGACAACGACAGGAGAGAUCAUAUUUCCGAGUUCGAGUUCGAGCGAUUGCCGACCACCAAAGAGGAAUCGAAGAAGAACUCGAAGAGGAUUCGGAAGUCGAUGGCGAGGGCAACCACAAGGCAAAGGGCAUCAAAUACCCUUACAUUCUCGGGCCAAUAGCAGACACUGUUUUCGAAUCUCAUUACCUGCCAGGACCUCGCCUCAAAGAUACGAUUCGAGGAGACCCCAUCGACCCCUUCGUCGGCUCAAGCGCCAAUGGGUGCACUUAUUCAUCUCCAGAGAGCACCGAUUCCGAGCUCGAGGAACCUCGACUCUUCCCCAUCUCUCCAUCGCAAGCAUUCACCCCGUUCCACAUUACUCCCUGUUUCUCCCUCCAAUACCUCCCCGCAGCUUCGCUCCCAGAAACCCGCCGUUCCUCACCCUCGAGACAAGAAGAGCGUUUCAACUUCGAGGACAGCGCCGAGAAUGGUCCAGUGAUGAAUCCUUUUGGGAUCACUUCACAAAGAAAUUUGCCUCGUGGAAAUGAAAAGACAAAAGAACAUUCGUGGUUUCAAGAGCUUGCGGCGCAGAAUGCUUUGUUUAGCGCUCUCCCGGUCUUUGAUACUAUUAUCGAGUCGGAUGUCCAAGAUGAGGAUGCCCCUGAGACUGCAAUGAAUUCUCCUGUUGAGCUGAUUGUUCCCAGUGUCCCGUACAUUUCAGAUGGAGAAGGGGAUGCGGAUGAGGAGGACAAUGCUGUGAAGAUUAGCAGGGAGUUAGAGGAUGUUCGUCUUGCGGAGGAGGAUGAGUGGCAAGAAGAGGGAAGCUCUCAUGCGACGGGUGAAGGUGGAGAGGCGGAUGAUGAGGAUAGGAAUUUUGAGUUUGGUGAGGAGGGGUAUGUGUUUGUUAAUGGGAAUGAACAGUCUGAUACUGGUGGGUCGUGGAGCCUUUUGAGGACCUGGAAUGGGACAGCGAGGAGAGGGAGCAGACGUCCUUCUUUAGUUGAUGAAGAGAGUGAAGUCCGACCCUGGUAGAUGGUGAGAGUUAUGGACAGUGGAGGAGUUGGUAUGGGGACCCUGUUUAUUCAUAUCUUGCUUCGGGAUGCGCGGUGUUACUGGGUAUGGUUAUUCCCUUGGACUCGGAAUGGAGGUGUGAAAGGUAUAAGAAUUAGCAGUGAGAGACUCUAUGUCUGCUCACCAUUUUAUGCAUCCAUAAAAGUGGAUCACGCGUGGUGCUCCUCAAGCCACAUCUGU